AAUUAGUUCCAGGGCCAAUAAAUCCACCCACCCUCCCAACCGUACUCAAAACACAAGAAAUUGAGAGAGAGAGAGAGAGAGAGAGAGAGAGAGAGAGAGAGAGAGAAUGGUGGUGAAGGUGUAUGGUGCAGGAUAUGGUUCAGCAAAGCGUGUGAUCGCUUGUCUCAUUGAGAAAGAGAUUGAAUUUGAGACCAUUCCGAUUGACCUCCUCAAAGGGGAGCACAAACAUCCCCACUUUCUCCAACUACAGCCCUUCGGAGUUGUUCCUGUCAUUCAAGAUGGAGAUUACACCUUAUUUGAAUCGCGGGCUAUCAUAAGGUACUACGCGGAGAAGUACAAGGCCCAGGGGACUGAUCUGCUCGGGAAGACGAUAGAGGAAAGGGGAGUGGUGGAGCAAUGGCUAGAAGUGGAAGCUCACAACUUCCAUCCACCAGUUUACAACUUAGUCCUCCACACACUCUUCAGCUCAAAGCUAGGGUUUCCAGCAGACCAAAAGGUGAUCCAAGAGAGCGAAGAGAAGCUUGGGAAGGUUUUGGACAUCUACGAGGAGAGGCUUUCGAAAUGCAGGUAUCUGAGUGGGGAUUUCUUCAGCAUUGCUGACCUUAGCCACCUCCCUUUCACCCAGUACCUGGUUGGUGACCUGGGGAAAGAGCACAUGAUAAGGGGUAGGAAGAAUGUGAGCAAAUGGUGGGAUGAUAUUAGCAACAGGCCAUCUUGGAAGAAAGCCUUGGAUGUGUGCAACCCUUGAAAUUAAGUGUCCAAAGUCAUAUUGUGAGUUGGUCCUCGUAGCCAACCAGUACUUCGACUGGUUUGAGCGGGGGAAAUAAUGGAGGCGCAACCUAAGAUUUUAAGAUGUUCCAGUUCUAGUCAAAGCUGAAAUCAAUUUAAGUUUGAGUCUAAGUGUUCGUUUAGUUGACAGUCCAAGAGUCAUUCUUCAAUCAAAGAGUCAUUGAGUCGAUCAAAAAGUCUCUUUAAAUUCUACAUAGUCUUCCUAAUUUUUAGUUUUCAAUUAUAGUCUUGAAGGUUUAAGUUUAUUUACCUAUGUUUGGAGGGAUGAUCCAAGGAGUCCUAUAGAAUCCUUUGCUAUGAAUGAACUGAGUAGUGAGUGUUUUGAGUUUAA
Rhododendron vialii is the source of this 1120-nucleotide messenger RNA. Its product is annotated as glutathione S-transferase F9-like. NCBI's taxonomy places the organism in Eukaryota, Viridiplantae, Streptophyta, Magnoliopsida, Ericales, Ericaceae. Gene Ontology annotation, cellular component: cytoplasm. The record is from RefSeq and is a predicted model, not a curated record. The transcript has 3 exons. Gene Ontology annotation, molecular function: glutathione transferase activity; glutathione binding. Bases 107 to 748 code for a protein of 213 amino acids.